Molecule: messenger RNA, 1806 nt
Organism: Helianthus annuus (common sunflower)
Lineage: Eukaryota; Viridiplantae; Streptophyta; Magnoliopsida; Asterales; Asteraceae
Product: SH3 domain-containing protein 2
Exons: 10
Coding region: 341-1453 (370 amino acids)
Molecular function (GO): protein binding
Source: RefSeq, a predicted model, not a curated record
UGAAAAAUCCUGUAGAAACCCUAGAUUUGUAUAUAGAUGCAAAAAUUCCCAAUGCAAAAUUCCCAACAAAGACUUAGCCAACACGUCAUUCAAUCCAACGCAUUCGCCAUUGAAGAAGCAGAAGAAGCUUCAAACAAACAAGAACAUCAUCUGCCACUGAAGCUUCCUCUUAACCGACGGUUAUUGUAAUUUAACUUCAUUUCUAACGGUUAUAAAACAAACCAAUUCAUUUUCACAACCAAAAAAAACUGGAUCUGUUCGUCGGAACAAAUCUCCGGCGAAUCACAGUCCGAUUAAAUACAUAAUCUGUCGAUUUUGUAAUCGUUUCAUCCGGUUAAUAAUGGAAGCGAUCAGGAAACAGGCGACGAAGCUUCGAGAACAGGUUGCUAGACAACAACAGGCGGUUUUCAAGCAAUUUGGUGGUGGGGGCUAUGGCGGUUCCGAUAACGUCGUCACAGAUGAGGCGGAACUUAAACUUCAUCAGAAACUUGAAAAACUCUACAUUUCUACACGUGCUGCAAAGCAUUUUCAAAGGGACAUUGUUCGUGGUGUUGAAGGGUACAUUGUUACUGGUUCCAAACAAGUUGAAAUAGGAACCAAAUUGUCUGAAGAUAGUAGAAAAUACGGCUUUGAGAAUACAUGCACUAGUGGUAGUACACUAUCUAGAGCUGCAAAAAACUUUUCAAGAGCUCGUGCCCAAAUGGAGAAAGAACGAGGAAACCUUCUUAAAUCGUUUGGGACUCAGGUGGCAGAGCCAUUAAGAGCAAUGGUGAUGGGAGUACCACUCGAAGACGCUCGGCAUCUUGCUCAACGUUAUGAUAGAAUGCGACAGGAAGCAGAAGCACAGGCCGUUGAAGUUUCUAAGAGGCAAGCAAGGGUUAGAGAAGGGGCGGGGAAUCCCGACAUGAUUAUGAAACUCGAGGCCGCAGAAUCGAAAUUACAAGAUCUGAAAUCCAACAUGGCGAUAUUGGGACGCGAAGCUGCAUCAGCAAUGGCUGCUGUUGAAGCUCAACAACAAAAAAUGACGCUACAGAGGUUAAUUUCCAUGAUCGAAUCAGAACGUGCCUACCACCAAAAGGUUCUUGAGAUUUUGGAUCAUCUUGAAGGCGAGAUGGUUUCCGAGAGAGAAAGAAUCGAAGCAGCUCCUCCUACUGCACCAGUGGAAACGCCUCCCCCUCCGUCAUAUGAAGAAGUAAAUAAUGCCUUUACUUCUCCGAUGCCAAACGGGUCAAAUGAUGAGGUGGACUACUUUUUAGGAGAGGCGAUGUACACAUUUCGGGCCGAGUCUGAUUCGGAGCUCGGUUUGUCUACCGGUGAUUAUGUCGUUGUUAGAAAGGUUUCUAAUAAUGGCUGGGCUGAAGGUGAAUGCAAAGGGAAGGCGGGUUGGUUUCCGUUGGGGUACAUUGAAAGACGAGAACGUGUGCUUGCUAGCAAGGUAACAAACAUCUUUUAGCGUAAACGUCUUUUUGGCGCCAAGAAAAUCUUCAACAAAAUUCAAAAAUGUUGCUCGUACACGUUUUUGGUCUUCGACAUAACAAAGUAAAGAAAAACGAACUGAGACGCAUAUGCCUGCGCUUGUUUUGACUGUUAAGUUUCUGUUAUUAUACAACAUUCCUUUUCCCUGAUGUACAUUAUCUCGUUUUUCAUAUUUCUCCGGUUUUGCGAUGAAAAAAAAAUCUUACAAGUCAAGUCUUGACUAGCAAUCGCUUAGUGAUUAAAGAAAAAGAAUUACAUCGAGAAUAAUGAAUAUGCUGGUUUCAUAUUCAUACAAUCAAUUCUUUGUUGAUCUAUUAUUUGUUUUGAUCA